This is a messenger RNA of Diaporthe citri, 465 nucleotides long. RefSeq lists its product as uncharacterized. The record is from RefSeq and is a predicted model, not a curated record. The transcript has a single exon. Lineage: Eukaryota; Fungi; Ascomycota; Sordariomycetes; Diaporthales; Diaporthaceae. Bases 1 to 465 code for a protein of 154 amino acids.
AUGUCUUACAUCAGGGCCGCGGAGAUGGAGAAGCACAUGUUUGACCUCGAAGCUAAAGCCGAGGUCUGGGACGAUGUGGCUGAAGUGCACCUCAAAGAGCUCCGACAGGUGCAGAGCAACGCCCUUUCCGUGGCCAGGGCCAGAGUCCAGCGGGCUGAUGAGGCGAUGAAGCAGGCCGACAUGGCGCAAAGGCGGGCCGCGGAGGGUUACCACCAGGCAAAGAUGGACUUUCAUGGGUCUCACACCGAAUUGCUUGCAAUAGACUCUAUUUACACGGAGGCGAUCUCCGUGGUGGCAAGCAAGAAACGCAAGGGGCGCUCGGAGGCAGACGAAAACAUUCAGACGGCACGAUCGUCGUUCGACGAGGCAUGCCAACAGGUGAUGGAUCACGACGCCUUUUCACUGGAGAGGGCGCCUAGGAGCUUUGCCCACACGUCGCCCGGGCUCCGAUAUCGACAUCGAUAG